UUACUCGUAGUUCUGGUUACAUUCAUUUUUAUUUUUUAAGUGUUAACGAGUUUACGAAUUCUUUAAAAUAUGAACUGGUGUUGUGUUUUUGGAUCUUGACUUUGUAUUGUGUAACAUGAAUGUUCCUUUAUGAGUUUAUGUGUAUUUCUUUUGUUAUUUAUUUUACCAAUACUAAAUAAUAACUAUAGACUUUUAAAGUUAUAGUUGUGAAUCAAGAUUGAAGACUCAACACUAYACUUCCAUAAAUUAUCAAUUCAAAAUUGUGUAAUGAUUUUUCAGRAUACGUUGAUCAAUAUUCAAUAGCUCAAUAGAUACCAAUUGAAUAUAUUUGMUCUAUUUACUGUUAUUUGUUCGUUUAUUUGAAUAACUGACACUAUGGGUGAAAUCAUAUCAGACCAAGAGCUACGUCGUCGUUUGUUGGCAUUCAAUGCAGUGGUCCCUCCAGUUACCAGUACUACCAGGAAUUUGUUGUUGAAAAAGCUUGCAAGUCUCGAAGGUGGACAAUCAGGAAAAACAGCCACUUCUAGUAUUAUGCCACCGCCAAAAUUAAGGAGUUCAGCUAAUGCCGCUAAUGGUACCAAUGAGUCAAUUAUGAUAUCGUCUUCUGUGGAUGGAAAAAAUUCGCAACAUAGGACAUUUGAUAGUAUGAAUAGUCCCAGAAAAAGUGCACGUCAACAGCGAAUAUACAAAGCACCAGAUUUAUUUGAUAACUCAGAUUCUGAAGCUGAUACUGGCUCUCUAGGACGAUCCAUACUACCGGCCAAUCCAUACAUAGCUAGUUCUUCUCCUAAAUCAAAUGAAACAUCUUUAAUGAAUGUAUCCAACUGGAAAAAUUCAUAUGACCAUCAAAGCGCAUAUGUGUCACCAGAAACAAAAAAUUAUUCUGGCAAAGAACAAGAAAUACCAACUGAGAAAAUAACAUCUAGACUUUUUGACUCUAAAGUUAUUAAAACAUCAACAGAAGGGACUAGUCAACAACUACGCUCAAGUUCUGUUUCCAAAACUCAAUCACAUGCCGAUCAAGCAAUACAAAGGUGGAAAGAAAAAAUGAUGAACCAAUCACAGGAAAAAAAUACUGUAUCAAAGCCUUCACUAUUUAAUUCACCAUCUCCUAUUUCAAAAAUAACCUCAAGAAGUUUAAGGAAAAACUAUCAAUCUGGACAGCAAAAAAGUCUGAUCAAUUACACAAAAAACACUCGACAUAUCAUCUUUCUUUUUGUUGGAUUUUUUUCAAUAAUUUUUGGAUUGUACUUCAUUUCAAUACAGCCAACUACAACUGUAUUGCCACCAGGUAUAUUAAGCUCGUUGUGUGCAAAAAAAGGUCUCCAAGGAGAUAAUUGUGAUACAGAACAAGAAAAAGUACAACGUUUGUAUAAUUCAUUAGUAUCACAGGUACAAGAUAAAUACAUAAAGAAUCAAUGUGACAACUCAGAUAUUGAACCAAUUGUAAAUCCACAAACUGUAUUUGAAUAUAUUUCCACCCAUGAAAAUUUACCAUCCAGGGAAAUCGAAGAAUUAGUUGAACUUUUUAAAAGCAUUGCAAAAACUUAUUCUGAUUCGCCAAUUGGAUAUGACACUUCAUUUAAAGUCAAUGUACAACCAAAUUUGCCAAUGUCCUGUGCAGUAAAACACAUUUUUUCCAACAUGUUCUAUCUAGUUACAUGGCUUGGAAUCG
This is a messenger RNA of Diuraphis noxia (Russian wheat aphid), 1675 nucleotides long. RefSeq lists its product as uncharacterized. Gene Ontology annotation, biological process: negative regulation of BMP signaling pathway; nuclear envelope organization. Lineage: Eukaryota; Metazoa; Arthropoda; Insecta; Hemiptera; Aphididae. Gene Ontology annotation, molecular function: chromatin DNA binding. The record is from RefSeq and is a predicted model, not a curated record.